Molecule: messenger RNA, 1101 nt
Organism: Stylonychia lemnae
Lineage: Eukaryota; Ciliophora; Spirotrichea; Sporadotrichida; Oxytrichidae
Source: the annotation of a GenBank genome assembly
AUGGAGGAGUCUAAAGUUCAAAUAAAUUCUUUAAAUAAAAAUAUAUUUCUCACUACAAACUUUGAAGAUAAGACAAAAUACUCAAUAAACGAUCAAACCCAGUCACCAAUACUAGGAGGACUUACAACUGAAUACGGUGGCUCUUAGAUAUUAACACCAACAGCUACAUAAAAUGAUGUAAGUUUGGGUCUUGGAGGAGGCAUGCUUGAGAAAACUACUUAAUUUCAUAAAGUAAUUCUGAUAGGAGACUGUAAUGUUGAGGAAGUGACUAAUUACUUGAUGCCUAUCAAAGCUUUGAAUUAAGGGCCACCAAAUCUGUAAUCUGAUUAGAGACAUGACUCAUCACCUGGGGGUACAGCUGCAGUCUUGUUCUAACAAUCAUAUAAUUCUAGCAAGACUCCACUUAAAAAAGAAUCAAGAUUAUCAGUGAAUCCUUUUCAGUCUAAUAAAACUGAUAUUUCAAAUGAGAAUCAGAAACAAAAAUAUAAUAUUGUGGGUCUGGAAAUCUGGGACACUCUUGGUUAAGAGAGACAUUCAUCUUUAGUAAGCUCAUAUUACAAAAAUGCAAAUGGCAUUGCCAUUGUCUACGAUGUUACUAAUAUGGAGAGCUUUCUUAACGUAAAGUCAUGGCUAAUUGAAUUAGAGGAACAUUUCUUUUCAUUAAAUGAUAGAUCUUAAGUUGAAGAGUCCUUUAUCCUAGUGGGGAAUAAAUCUGAUAUGGAAAUGCAAAGAUAAGUUAAGAAAGAACUGGGGAAGGCACUUGCAGAGUAAUUUGGAUUGGCAUUUAUAGAGAUAAGCGCUCUAAGUGGUAAGUGUGUUAAUCAGUGCUUCACUAUUCUUGCUUAAAAUAUCAUAAUGAAAAAUCAAGAAUUAAGAUCAAGUGAUAGUGGAAAAAGAAGAGAUGAAAUCUCACAUAAUACAAUAAAAAUAGGUGAAUUUAGUUUUUCACUUAAAAUGGAUUCAAUGCUUGAGGAAUCUUUGAGUUCAUAUAUUCAAGAAUGUAGAUCAAGUCUCUAAUCUAAAUUUUCAUCAAGAACUUCUCAAAAUUAUAAAAGAAAAGACCAAGAAGCCAUUAAAAAGAGAAAAAAUCGUUGUUGCUGA